CGUAAACCUAACAAAAACUGAUCCCCUCCCUCCCUCCACAACAAAACAAAUCUCCUUCCCCUUCCUCUUCCUCCUCCCCUCUCUCCUCUCCUCCCGUUCCAUCGCCGGCGCCGCACCCUCGAAUUCCGCCAUGCCGAAGGGCGCCAAAAAGCGUGCGAAGCUCAAGAAGAAGCAGCAGGGGGGCCAGCCUGCCGGGUCCAACGGCGGCGCCACCACCACCACCAACGACAACGGAAGCAAUAACUCGAGCCACGGCGACGCCGCCAGCGAUGGAAACCACCUACCAAUCAAACUUAACAUUCCUCCCGUGGAUGCGAGCGAGGAUUCGAUGGAGAGCUCCGAGGAGAUGGUGACGCCGAGGGCGGAGGCGGCCGAGGAGGAGGAGAAGAAGGGCGCCACGUCGGAGGUGCCGGUGGAGCGCGCCGUCGAGGUCGCUGAUGAGGGCGCCACGGGGGAGGCCGGGGAGGAGGUCAUGGUUGACGCUUUACCGCCUGAAGCUGCUGACCGGGAGCAAGAGGGUAAGGUGGAUGCGAGGGCGGAGGCGCAUGCCGUGGUGCAGGAACCGGAGGUGCAGGAUAUCGUGGUGUCCGAAGCACCUGAGGUGCUGGAACCAGAGGUGAAGAGCGAGGAGGCGGUGAUCCGGGACACAGCCAAGGUGCAUCCUGCGCAUCAACCGGGGACGAAGGCUGAGGAGGUGGUGGUCAGGGAUGCGGACACGGCUGCUGUGGUGCAGGAACCGGAGGCAAAGGGUGAGGUGUCACGGUCUCGUGAGCCAGCUGCUGCGCAUACUACAGAGGUGGUACGCGGACCGGCGGUGGCGGUGGCUGCUUCGGGGCAUCGGGCAAAAUGGUGGAAUUGCUGUGGGAUUUUGGAAGUCUUUGGUGGUUCAGAGAGAUAGAUGGAGGUACAUGAAUUGGAAGGAACGUGGAAAGCAAGACGGCAGAAGAUGCAAACUUGUGCAAAGCUGAUGGGUAUCUGUAACUAGGCUCGUUGAGUGCUCACACAGAUGAUGGAGUUGAAGGAUUUCGAAUGACAUCGAGCUGAUGUUUCUCUCCACCCGUGUUUUCCGUGUCUUGCUGUGCAAAGUUACAUUGUAUUGGUUGUGGUUAAAAUCCUGGGUGCAGUAUUCUGAGUAUUACCCCUUGUCUAGCAUGUUUUAGGUUCUGCUGUCCUUGUAGCAUAUGAGUUAAAAAGUUGGUCAACAGUGAAAAUUUUGGUCUUUAUGUUCUAUAAUUAUUUGUCGGGAGGUAUCGUCUGUUACGUCCCUUUUAA
Messenger RNA from Triticum urartu, 1272 nucleotides. RefSeq lists its product as uncharacterized. The record is from RefSeq and is a predicted model, not a curated record. Lineage: Eukaryota; Viridiplantae; Streptophyta; Magnoliopsida; Poales; Poaceae.